CGGACUUCGAUUACGGUGCUUGACCCACAUGACAAUUGUGAGCCGAGAGCCCCAAAGGCUUGAAGGGAGGAGCUGGGCCGACCGCUUACCAUCCAACGUAAGAUGGACAAAGAGCCGGCAACGCUCCCCAAAUUUCGUUCCCCCCUGCCUCGUCUCUUCCUGAAACCGUGGCUGUCCACAACACAGUGGCACCGACACGAGGAAUGCUAUCACGAGAGCUCGAUGAUCCAGCCCGUCUAUAAAUUUCGAAAGAAGCACUUAGGCGAGACACGAUCCCUGAAAAAUCUAGACGCCAUCUUGUUCCGAGGAAGCAUGCGGAGGACUGCAGACGGACCGAGGGAGUACCUACCAACUCAACAGUCGUGUGCGGCACCACCUCACACAAUUGUCUCCGCGCGAGCCACUGUACGGCAUGGCUGAGAUGCCCUUGCUUUUUGCUUAUAAGGAGGUGACGCCGACAAGCCAUCCGCCCGCUCUUCUCUCCGAAACUUGGUCUUUUUGACUGGCGUUAUUUCCACUCCUUUUCUCCUUACGUCAUGUCUUCAGCGUUCUAUAACACCCUCGGCUGUAUCCUCGUGGGAAUGAUUCUCAACACCUGUCUCAUGGGCGUGCUCAUUCCUCACUUCUACAGAUAUUGGGCGACAAAAUUCAAUGAUCCACUUUGGAUCAAGCUCUUCGUGUUGUUUCUGUUCCUUUUCAAUGCGAGCCAGACUGCGGCUGUAUGUUAUCUGACCUGGUUCUUCAUGGUGGAAAACUUCACGAAUAAAGCCGCAGUGCAAAUCGACCUGUGGCCAUUUCCGUAUACUGCGAUCAGCACAGCCAUCCUGGCCCUCAUUUUCCAAGUAUUCCAGACCUGGCGGAUGUAUGCAUUCAACAAAAACAAACCGCUCGCUCUUUUCCUCGUCGCCGCUGCACUGGCGACCUGCGGGCUCGGCGUCGCUGCGGGAAUCCGGUCGUGGAUCCUGGCCGAUCUCAAGAAGCUAUUCGUUCUGGGACCCAUCGUGAAGGCGAACCUGGCUAUGCAAUGUGGGCUCGACAUCUUCAUCGCCGCCGCUCUGAGCGUCAUCUUCGAGCGUUCCAAGACGUCGCUCAAGCGCACGGACCAAGUCCUCAACCGUCUCAUACAGACCGCUGUCCAAUCUGGGUUUUUCACCGCCGUCUUUGCAUUGGGGUCUCUCUUCGCUUUCCACUUCGGCCCUCGCACGUCUGUGAUCUCCGUGUUCGCGUUGCCCAUCGGGCGCAUAUACACUCACACACUGAUGGACCACUUCACCAGCCGCCUCGAGCUGCGCCGGCUGCUCAACAACGACGGCAACGUCAUCACGAUGCCACAGUUCGCCGGCCCUCACGAGCGCACGGGAGCCGUGGACACGAUAAUGUUGUCGAAUGCGCGCUUGAACGCGUCCGAGAGCAUGGAGCACAUCGGUAAAUCGGACUUGAACAUGAGUGCCGUCGAAUUCAGUAGACCUGAGCCUGAUGUGUAGGCAGAAUGAUCGACUUGCAUGGACAAUGGCAUCUCCGUAGCGGAUAUAUUUCUGAGACGAUCCAAAGGAGUAAUUAUAUCUUGCUGUAUUCGGGCAUGAAUUGCUCGGAGCAGGUGACAAACGACAAAGAGGUGAUGGCGGGUGGACACGUGAUCCGCCGUGUCCCGAUUGACAACGCUCUAGAUCUUGGUCUUCUUUGUCCACGCACUGGAUCUUUCCUGACUUGAUCCUCAAACCAUCGAAUUCGCUCCAAGAGGCUGGAGGCUACACUUGAAGGUCCACCACCACCAGGCACCGCCAGUUGGCAGACGAAAUUGUGAUGACUCCCGUCCCCACCCUCGCAUCCACUCGCCUCUAUCUAUGCAGGAUGGCGAUCGCAGCUGCUCUGUCAAUCAGCUUGUUCAAAGCGCAUCAGACAAUGGGUGCGCCUUGACAAAGGGACCAUGACGCGAGGCUUGCUUGAUGCAUGGCUUUGAUUUGGAUGGACUGCCUUUUCUGGAGUUCAAUGGCUGGUCUGCGGUAUGUCGGGCACGACUAUAAAGCUCGCAGGCCCCCGAGUCUGGUGACACGGCUAUCCAUCACUGCCCUUUGCAUUCCAGCCGACGCGCAAGACACACCGAUCAUGCUCUCUUCAAAGUCUUACCCGGGCAACUCACCUCCUCCGCCCACCCAAACAGCAGAUCUCCCAGACGAGAAUGCCCAGAGCUGGAUGCGCUUCCAAGCGCGAAUGCGUGAACCGGAGGCUCAAGAAUGGCUUGCGGCGUUUGAACAGCGGUCUCCCCGCGCCUGGAUCCUCACCGAUGGCGAGACGGGAAAAUUCAUCCUCUUCGAACCCGGCGGCCGCCCACGAGCCCCAAAGCACGCCCCCGCCUCCGGGCGCAGAUCCAACAACAACAACAAGACACGUCCCCGGCCCGCGCCGGGGUCGACGCUCGCGGCGCCGGUCAGCGCGGCCGAGCUGGGCGUGCUGGAGGCUUUCGAGCGGCAGCUGGCCGAUGGGCGCAUCACGGCGGAGUUCUUCCAGGUCGUGCUGCUCGUGCACACGCUUUCCGCGCAGGAGACGGAUGGGAUCGCGCGUGAAGCGAGCGCGGGGAAGCGCCGCAAAAAGAUCCCGGGCCCUGAUGCUACUUGGAAGCAGCACCAGCAGCAGCAUCAGCAGCCACAGCAGCCGGGGCAGAUUGUGCCCAAGAAGCCGAUUCGUCUUCCUCAGUUUAAGCGCGUUGUCCGCCAAGACCAACAGGAGCAGCAGCAGCAGCAGCCGGAGCGCGAUCCCGACGCCCGGCGCUGGUAUCACCCGAUCCUGUUUGUCCUCGGGCUGUACUGUGUGUUCACGCUCGUGCCCCCGCUGGUGUGCAUCCGCUUUGCAUGGAAGCCGCUGCUGAUUCUCUGCAUCUUCUCCUCCGGGGUGAUGAUGCUGGCCGACCUCUGAGUUGUUUUCGCCAGUCCGCUGUUACCGUGAUCUCACCGCACGCAUUGAUAAUAUGCCGUAUCUGACCAUCCGCUCACUUAUGUACAUACUGCUAU
This is a messenger RNA of Mycena citricolor, 3008 nucleotides long. The record is from the annotation of a GenBank genome assembly. Lineage: Eukaryota; Fungi; Basidiomycota; Agaricomycetes; Agaricales; Mycenaceae.